UUCUUUCUAGAUAUCACUCCCAGUCCCACUUUCCCAGCUUCGGCUUCUGUGAAAAUAAGCUUCUCUUCUGUUACGACUCCUGCUAAUACAACUGCGGCUCCGAGUGUUGAUCCAGUUUCUUACAGCUUAGGCAUCACGAUCACUGAUAUCUUAUGGUCAUCAUGGAAUGAUGGAAUGACUGCUUUUUUCAAUUCUUGGAAAAUCGAACAAAUAAGGACUGAGAUAGAUUCACUGUACAAGUCUUCUUUUGGCCAAUACCAAAGUACUACCUUUAACGCCAAGUCGCAAGAUGGUAACUACACUCGACUCACCUUCAAAAUCAACUUUUCUCCCGGUACCACUCAUCCUGCAACCGAGUUAAAGACGCACUUUGGGAAGGAGACGCCGGGCGAAAUCAUAGCAAACCAAUCUUUCGCCAGGAACUCAAUCUCGGUCUCUGGAUUUGUCGCCCCACCCUUAAGGACACUGUUGUUCACCGUCACAAUAAGGGACGAACCCUGGAAAAGCAAUUACUCAAGCGAGAGGACACAGAGGGCAGUACUGAAAAACAAAUUGUAUAAGACUAACGAUGACUCAAGUUGGAUCAAGAAGUUGACAAACAUCUUGGGAAAUAUAAAAAGCUUUUAUGACAUGAGAGCACCAACAGACCCAGAGUUCAGCGAUGACGGUGGGUUCGUGAGGGCGUCUUUUGAGGCGCGCUUCACGAAAGCAAUCCCUGGAGAUGUGUUCGACAAGGAACCGGAUUUGUACCUAAGGGAUGGGGUCGAGCAGGGAAAGCUACAACUGGACCACAUUGUCUCAAUAGAGACUGCUCCAGGGCAUAAUCUUUCUGAGUGGAUGAACAUUGUUGGCCAGUGUAAGACCACUUUCGACGAUACGAUUGUUCAGAAUCGAAGCUGCGUGCUUGAUAACAACACUUUACUAAUGGUCGAAACACAGCGAGAAAUACCUUGUAAAUAUGGAUGCUCUAAACUCAACUGCACAGUUCGCCUUUUAACAUUCAAGAUAACUCUUGCAAAUGAGCCAUGGAAGUCCACUUACAGGAAUAUAAGCUACCCAGAGACCAAGGGGCUAAUGGACGAGUUACUCGAAGAGGUUCGCAAACUUUUAACAAGCAGCAGUUUGCCAUUUCUGCGGGCCACAAAGACUCCCUGGUUUACUGAUGUUGAUGGUAAAACUAGAGCUAAAUUUAGAGCCUACUUCAGCCUUGAACCCAACAAGGAGGACCCAGAAAGCUUUUUCAGGUUUCAUACAGAAAAUAAAAGACUUGGAAAAUUCACAAUUGACCCGAAGACAGUGGAGAUAACAGAAUUCACAACUGGUCACACGCUCCAAAAGUGGACUCACUCUGAUAACAGCUGCAAGACUUGCUGCGGUGGACCGCUGAUCCAAACACGAGGCUGCAGCAUUGCACCAUCUUGGACUAACGAUACAUGUUCCGGGAGACUGGUAACGAGGUCUAUCAAGUGCAACUAUGUGUGUUCUAAAGUCUACUGCGAGGACAAAAACGCGAGCCCUGGUAUCGUGCCGCCAAGUUUGACGCUGAUCCUGAUCACGAUGACCCUCUACACUUUGUGAGCAAGAUGACCAUAGAGGGAGCACCAUGCAAAUACCGGGCAAGUGAGAUUGAAAACUGCUUUUUUAAAGAAAAGGCAAUGUCUAGUGCAGCCGAGCCUAUGAAUGAUCUUGUAAAUAUCUAUAAUGUAAUUAGGAUCAAAGUAGCACAUAAUGCAUUUGGAUCUAGCUUAUGUAGUAAGCUGUAAAUAUAUCCUGCCAGCAUGGUUCCCUUGUGCCUGAAAUCUAAAACGAACUCGGAAAGUAGAGGCAUACCUGGAGAGCCCCUCCCUCCCCCCCCCCCCCCCCCCGAAUUAUGGGGUUAGGAAAGGGUGGAAUGUAGGGGCUGCCAAGGAUAUGCAAAUAUAAUACAAUUCAAAAAUCUAUAUCUAACAUAAAGUAUGUACCAAAACGAUAAUAAAAUACGAGAGAAACUUA
Nematostella vectensis (starlet sea anemone) is the source of this 1992-nucleotide messenger RNA. RefSeq lists its product as uncharacterized. The transcript has 11 exons. NCBI's taxonomy places the organism in Eukaryota, Metazoa, Cnidaria, Anthozoa, Actiniaria, Edwardsiidae. Bases 175 to 1578 code for a protein of 467 amino acids. The record is from RefSeq and is a predicted model, not a curated record.